UAGUGAGCUCAAGGUGUUCCGAACGGUCAUCGUCCACGAGCAGUGAUGAGAAAGGUACACUACCCGUGCCCGAGGCGGACAGAGGCAGGCGAGGCUCGUACGGCACGUGUAACCAUUUGUUCCUCGAACAAGCAACUGGUAGGAAAUCGCCUUUACCUCAGAAGGUGAGAAAGUCCCCGUCGCCCGUGAGGCGCGCCUUGUUCAAAUCGGUUGUGAAUUCAUCGUCCAACUCCUCAUCGUCGUCAUCGGCGGACUCGUCAUCGAAACAGAAGGCCGGGCGUAUACUAUCGUCGUCUUCCCCAUCAUCACCUCCGCCCUACCUCUCCCAACAGCCGGCCGACAAGUCAUCGCCCCUGAAAACGUCCCCCAAACACCAGAUUACCCAUCCGUACGGCAGCGGGUUGGAUUCGCCCACGAAGAAGACCAUUUCUGACGCCCCUCCCGCCAACUACCGAGGGCGGAGAAAGUUCUCCGACACGGGUCUUACCCCGGUCCCUCGGCGUCUCUUCAGCGACGGCAGACGAGGUUCACUGACGGACGAGCGGACCCUGGUAUCCGCCAAGUCCAAACUCGGGAAGCUGCGUUUCCAGGGGCGCAAGUCCUCGGACGCCAGCAGCGUAGCCGCCCUCGUCAAACAGAUCCACAACUUGUGGGGGGACGGAGACGAGGAAGAGGGCGGGGAUAGCUCUAUCGAACCGGCCCAGUCCGGCGCUGGAUUACCGUGUAGUCUGGACGAUCAGGCACUCUGUGAUAAACGUAGGAAAAAAUUCCCCUUUCAUAUUAGCAAGGA
Molecule: messenger RNA, 790 nt
Organism: Lymnaea stagnalis (great pond snail)
Lineage: Eukaryota; Metazoa; Mollusca; Gastropoda; Lymnaeidae
Source: the annotation of a GenBank genome assembly